Porites lobata is the source of this 1177-nucleotide messenger RNA. The record is from the annotation of a GenBank genome assembly. NCBI's taxonomy places the organism in Eukaryota, Metazoa, Cnidaria, Anthozoa, Scleractinia, Poritidae.
AUGAUCAAAGUGGUCGUUUCCAAAGCUGUCAUCAAGGGCUAUCACAUAUUUCAAAUUCGCCCUUCACCUCUAUUAGAUCUCCAAGUCACCAAGGAGUAUGGCAACAAGCAUGACAAAUAUGCCUGCUUGAUCUGGGUUCCAGAGUUGGAGUUAAUACCACACAAUAUGUGGAGCAUUGUGACAGAUGCCAAAAGGGGAGAAAGAGUAGAAACCAUCGCUGGCUUACCCAUUCGACGGGUCCCACAGGGGCUGUCAUCAUGCUUAUGGGAGCUUCUGAGUUUUCCUCACGUUGCUUCAAUUGACUGGUAACAAAGGACCAAGGGCGCGCUUGCAGGCGCGAUAUUUACCUCACCCAUCCAACUUGAAUUAAUUUCACAUGAUAUAGUAAUACAUCCCAUAUCCUCAGUGUAUCCUUAUUUGAUCAAACCCUAUUGGGCUAUUGCAUUUAAAAUCCGUAGCCCCCAGUUAAGGACUUACCUUUUCUUCUUACUCCUUAAGAUUGGCUAAAAUUGCAUUCACCCCUGAAGACUUCCAUAAAAUAUGGGUUUACCCCUGAAGAAUUGGGUCUUACCCCUGAAGAAUAUGGGUUUACCACUGGGGACUUUUGUGAAAAUUAAGGCUUCACCCCCAAAGAAUUCCAUAUUUUUUUACUCUACCCCUAAAGAAAUCUCAAUUUUUAUAACUUACCCCUGGAGAGUUCCAUGGUUCCUCAACCGGGGGCGGAUAUUAGAUGCAAUAGCCCAUUUUACAUGACUUGUCAUCUGAAAAUUAAUUAGAUCAAGGGGUCACAAUUCAUUCAACCUAAAAGCUAAAUGCCAGUUACCUGAGUGAAGGGUUAGCACUCCAUCGGUGAUUUGUGAAAAAUAAUAAUUUUUUUGCUGAUACAAAAACCAAAAUUUAAUGAGGUAGCCCUUUCUCUCUUGCAAGAUAUGAAAUACUGUAUUAAAUAACCCUCCUUUCAGAAAAAAAAUUCUUCUUCUUUAGUAAACAGGCGGGACACCCGUGUCAGAGCUUUUCACUGUGGCCAGUACCACAGUCACCUGGAGGAGGAGCUGUUAUUCCCUGCUCUUUUAUUAUCAAUGUGAAAGACGACCAGCAGCUAGUUGUGUUGGAAAGAGUUCAGUCUGCAGUCAAUAACAUGGCUGAAAGAUCGGUGUUAAAAAUAACGAUCAUUUAA